UAAAAAAUGGCGGUUAUUUUGGAUGAGAAUCCUGAUUCAACGUAACACUUAAAAAUGGAGUGCAGGAUUCAAAAAACAAUUGCCAUGGAUCCGAUAGCUGCAGCUUUCGAGGAACUAUAUGAGAAAAGUCCUAUACCAAUGCUUAUGCCGCAUAUGUUUGCCAUCAGCGAUGGUUAUCAGCAGUGUGCACCAUCUUCGUCUGUCAGCUUCAUUAGACCACCUCCAAAACCGAAAAGAAAAUUUGUUCUUCAGUCACUUAAGAAACUGAGUGAUGAUUGCUCAUUGGAACAGGAUUCAUCACUUGACAAGUCUGUGGAUUCGUUGGCAGUAGAGAGUAUGUCAGUUACAAACGAGGAUAAUCCCGAACUCGGUGAUAAAACUGCAGUUGAACUUGACGAUAAUGAGACAGAAGAUGUUUCAACCAAAAUACUGGUUGAUACUAGCACAGAGUCAAAUGUACAUUCCAAAAGAAACAAAAAAGAUAAAGAGGAAGUGGUAUAUUCUGAAGUUAUUGCAAAAGGCAGUAAAACAAGAAAAGAAAAGAACAGUAAAACAAACAUGCAUUCUGAAAGUAAUGAAAAGGACCAACAGUCGAGUGUACACUCUGGAAAUAAGGAGAAAGAGAAUAAAACAAGGAAAGAAAAAGUCAAUAAUAAAAUAAGUGUACAGCAAAAAGGAAAAAAGACAGCUGUGCAUUCUGAUGGCAAAGGAAAAGGCCAUACCAAUAAAGAGAACCAUGAAGUUGUGGAGACCACGUCUAAUAGCCAAACUGGAGAUGGUGACAAGGUUUACAUUCUUUCUGAUUGGAACAUUAAGCCUGCUCCACAAUGUCGAGGAGUUCUUGUUGAGGGGAAACUUCAUGGAACCAGUGAUGAUGUUUUGUGGCAUAGCAGUCCAAUAAUCAAGAGGAUAGCUAAGCAAACUGUUUUAUCAAGUACAGGAUCAACAUACAAACUGAAGGGCAGACUCAAUCAGUGUGCUACCAUGGAAGCGGGUUUUAUCGUGGCAGUUGUUAUGAAGUUCAGAAGUGGUUUUCCCAUGGAUUGGCUUGAAGUUAUCAGAGAGUACUACGACUGUCUUGAGAGCCAUGAAGAUCCAGAGCAUUUGUCAGAUAACAGACCAUCCACUCCAUCUAGUGUGAAUACUGAAGUUAAAUAUGACAAUUUGGUGAGCACUCCAACUGGAAUGGUGGACAUCGAGUCGCUUCCCCAUACAAAAAGCGGACGACGCAUCAAGCCCCGCCUGGCCUGGUGGAUGGGGCAACGGACUCUAGUUGAUCCUGUAACAGACAAGCUGUCAAUCAAAUGUAUGACACAAAAGGCGGAGACAGUUUUAAAUGAUCUGGCUUUAGAUGCUUCUAAUUAUUAUAGAAAGUCUUCCAAACACAAUAUUUCCUACGCUACCAAGAUGGCAAAUUGUAAAACAGAAAGUGAAAAACUAAAAACAGAAGUCAUGAACAUUGUGCAUUCAUCGAAAGUGAAACGUCUGUCAAAACAAGGUCUAACGCGAGUGACAUGUUACAGCAGUGAAACGGACUCUGAAAUGUUGAAGAAGCCAAGGGGUUAUAAACCAAAAAAUGCACAUGUUGUUUUAACGGACAUAAAAAUUAAGGAAACCGAGGCAAAAAGGAUUCAUCGUGAUCCUUUUAAAGUGGAUAGUGACUCCGAUGAUCAAAACAGAACACAAAAGCUUAAUAUCCGAACGAGAACUUCUGUUAAAAAUGGUUCCGUUUUGUCUCAGAGCGUGGACCAAGGACUUCAGGAAAUUGCAAGAGAAGCUAUCACUGACUGCAGGAGGAGUCUUCGGCAGAGAAAACCAGUAAAUUAUCAAGAAAGUAUGUCUAGAGUUGAUGCCAUGUUAAAUGUAAAGCGAACAGGGCGUUCCACAUCAGAUAUGAGUAAAUUGAGAUCCAAGCCAAGUUCGAAGUCAGGUGAAAGUUGUCGAGAUAGCAAAUUGAAAAAAAGAUCAGAAAAAUCAGUGGUAAAGUUGGUGGAUGACUGUCAUGAAACACAAUGGGAGCGAAGGACAAAAAAAUCGUUUAUCGAGUUGCGUGAAGAACAGCAAGGACAGAAAUGGUCCAAGCCUGAACAAAUUAAACUUGAAAAGGCACUCAGGGAAACUAACCACGGUCAUCCUGACUUUUGGAACAUAAUUUCAAAAGCUGUCGACACUCGCACAUCUGAUGAGUGCCAGGAAUUCUGUCUACAGGAAAUUCCAACUGUCAAGCAGAAGAAAAGACAAGGAAAAUCUUCAUCUGGCACUACAAAUAAAGACAUAGCUAGAGUUGGAACAUUAAAACGUAAGAAGCAGCUGCGUGAAUUCCUUGAGAGUUACAAUGACAAUUACUGUGCCGACCUAUUUGAUGCCACACCUAUGAGGUCAACAGCUUUGCUCAAGAAGAUUCCUCGGUUAGACAGUGAUGAUGUUACUGAUGUAUUCAACACUGCGACACCUGGCCUUCGACACCAGACACCAAACAUUCGCUACACUGUUCCUGUGAGAUCGACGGGCAAGACACCGUUUAACAGUCAGAUUAGUCCAUGGCUGGAGCCAGCACAUGGAAAAAACGUUGACCAGUACAUUUAUCGUGUUCAGAAGAAGAAGAGAAAACGGAUUCCUAAGAUACACCAGACUCCAUCUCACCCUCCUGAAGCUGUCAACACACCUGUGAAAGCAUUAUUCAAGGCCAGUGAUGACACACACAAUCUGUUUGAGGGCAUGGAAUAUAUCGAGGAAGAGGAGGAAGAGGGAGACUAUUACUGGACUGAUGACACAGAAAACUGACUCGGGGCUCGAAACUGCCUGUGGCCAGGUCGCCAAGUGUGACCAAUGUCCUCUUUGGGCGACUUGAAUAUUUAAAAAAUAAUGGCAUUAGUCGUUCAAAUAAUACUAUUCUUUGAGCGAUCUACUUUAAAUCUAUAGCAUAUUAGCCACGAUUAAUAUUCAUAUUCCAUUAUUUUUCGGGCCACCAUAUUUUUUGGCAAUUUUCGAGCCCCGUGACUGUUUUAUGAUGAUGUCUAACAAAUGAUAAGGAUCACUUCUACCAAAACCCUUACUGAACAUGAACAAUUUGUUAUAUCAACAAUUUUUGUGUCAUUUAAAAAAUAUAGAUAAUAACAGCUUUUUUUUCUUUUUUUUAAAUAUUUGAUGAAAUGCGACACUUGGAUAUUUUCAAUCAAUUUUGGUUUUCUGUUUUAAUAUGAUUAUGAUUAUUAUUAAAACAAAAUUAUUAUUUAGUUAUUAUUUUAUUAUUAUUAUUAUUAUUAUUUUAGGGUUGGGUGUGGAUGUGAAAGUAAAAGAAAAACAUCUAUAAAGCCACUAUUGAGACAAUAGGUCCAAAGCCGAGAAUAUUCCUUAUGUUUAUGUCUUAGGUGAUGUAUUUUGUUAUACAUUAAUCUAACAUGAUACCAAGAACAUUUGUCUCUCCCCCCCCCCCAAUGAAAAAUAAAUUCUUGGGUAUCAAAAAAAUAAGUUUAUUCAAAGAAACUAAUAGAUUUUUUGUUUUGUUAUGGGGAGAUAGUACUCUUGUCACACAGGUAACUUUAUGGUGUAUUUUUCUAAUGACGCUUGGGCAAAUGAAUUUCUUUAUAGGUCUCUCCAUUUGAAAAUAAUACAGUUGCUCUCCUGAUAAUAAUUCCAGGCAAGAAAUUACAAAUGAAAUAAGUUUCACACAUUUAAAUAAAGAAGAAAAAGAAGAAAAAACCCUCAACGCUUUCCAUUUUUGGGCCAAUACAAGGAGAGUGAGUAACUGCUUGGCUCUCAUGCAGUGGCCUGCUUUAAUACUCAAUGUUAACUGAUAUCAGUCUUGUUGAGAGUUUAAACUAUAAUUUUGCACACACAUCCCCUUCACUCCUGUGUGUUUUGGUUGGAUCUUAUCAAGUCUUCUACCGGUCCAACCAGAGGGGACUAUAGGUUUCAUCUCUGUCUGUCCGUCCGUCUGUCUGUCUGUCCCAUGCAUACUUUUUAGGAAAAAUUUUCGACAGUGUCUCAAGAUAUGUAGCUGCAAUUUUUGACUUCAAUGGUGAUUUACAAAUUUUUGACGAGUUAAGAACCUAGGAGAUAUGAAAAUUUCUUUUCUGCACAUAUUUUCGGAAUUCCUCAUAUACUGUUAGUUACAGUUACGGUUAAAUUUUAUGGUAAAGUUUGUUUUAUUUAAUGACGCCACUAGAGCACACUGAUAUGUUAAUCAUCGGCUAUUGGAUGUCAAACGUUUGGUAAUUCUGACUCGUAGUCAAUAGAGGAAACCCGCUACAU
Molecule: messenger RNA, 4254 nt
Organism: Gigantopelta aegis
Lineage: Eukaryota; Metazoa; Mollusca; Gastropoda; Neomphalida; Peltospiridae
Product: mis18-binding protein 1-like
Exons: 14
Coding region: 55-2784 (909 amino acids)
Source: RefSeq, a predicted model, not a curated record